Molecule: messenger RNA, 1390 nt
Organism: Protopterus annectens (West African lungfish)
Lineage: Eukaryota; Metazoa; Chordata; Ceratodontiformes; Protopteridae
Gene: PITX1
Product: paired like homeodomain 1
Exons: 4
Coding region: 126-1055 (309 amino acids)
Biological process (GO): anatomical structure morphogenesis; regulation of transcription by RNA polymerase II
Cellular component (GO): nucleus
Molecular function (GO): DNA-binding transcription factor activity, RNA polymerase II-specific; RNA polymerase II cis-regulatory region sequence-specific DNA binding
Source: RefSeq, a predicted model, not a curated record
GACGUCAGUUGUGAGGAGAAGAAUCUGAGAAGUGUAAAGCUACACAAACAGUCCGAAGCAAAGAGCAUAGAAGGGCGAGAAAUCCAGUGGUGACUGUAGAUGUGGAUGUUGUGUAUGUACCAGGAAUGCUUCAAGAUUUUACACAAUUGAUCUCUAGGAUGAAUAUGGAAAGGAUCCCCGAAACUCUCAGACCGCAGGCUGCACUUGACAUGGCUUCUACCUUCCAUCUACAAAGGUCCAGUGAGCAUCGAGAGCAUAUCGAAAACUCAGCAAGCGAGUCUUCGGACGCAGAUGUCACAGAAAAGGACCGAAGUACAGAACCGAAAAGUGAUGAUGGCGCGUUGGAUGAUCCCUCCAAGAAGAAGAAGCAACGGAGACAGAGGACUCAUUUUACUAGCCAGCAACUGCAGGAACUGGAAGCUACCUUUCAGAGAAACCGCUACCCUGAUAUGAGCAUGAGAGAAGAAAUCGCUGUUUGGACCAACUUGACGGAAGCCAGAGUACGGGUGUGGUUUAAGAACCGAAGAGCUAAAUGGAGAAAGAGGGAGCGUAACCAACAGAUGGACCUGUGCAAAAAUGGCUAUGUUCCGCAGUUCAAUGGCCUAAUGCAACCAUAUGAUGAUAUGUACACCGGUUAUCAUUAUAACAACUGGGCAGCUAAAAGCCUAACACCAGCUCCACUGUCUACUAAAAGUUUUACUUUUUUCAACUCAAUGAGUCCACUGUCUUCACAAACCAUGUUCUCUGCACCCAGCAGCAUUUCAUCAAUGGGUAUGUCAUCUACCAUGGGACAUUCAGCAGUGCCAGGCAUGCCAGCCUCCAGUUUAAAUAAUAUCAAUAACAUAAAUAACAUUGGUGGCUCAUCCCUCAAUUCUGCCAUGUCUUCAGCAGCUUGCCCCUAUGGACCUCCGGCUUCUCCUUAUAGUGUCUAUAGGGACACUUGUAAUUCAAGCUUGGCUAGUCUAAGACUUAAAUCAAAACAGCACUCCACAUUUGGCUAUAGCAGUUUACAAAGCCCCGGAUCUAGCCUAAAUGCCUGCCAGUACAACAGUUGACAGAUUAAAUAUAUGGCAUCAUUGACUGAUACCUAAUGGACUACAUAUGUGUUGAAAACCACAACAAAAUCAAAACCAUGGAUUAGCUGCAAUUUUAUUCAAUCUUUUUGUGGAUUAUGCGGGUUUUGUGUGUUUACUUGAACUUGCACAUAAAUUUCUAUCCUCCACUUUUUAGGGAACCCAGUGGAAGGAAUGAUUGAGGUAAUGGAUAUGGGACACGGGCAUCAGAUGAAAUAAAAAAGUUUAUGGCUGAAGAAUAAUGUACAUAUACAUUUUAAAGGAGCAUAUCAUUUACUAUUGGAUACAAGACUCAGUAUAUGUGUGUAUAUGCAUGU